AGUGAGAUGAGUGGAGAAGCGAACAACGGUUGACCCAGCAAACAAAGAAAACAAAAAACCACUACGUUUUCUUUGUGAGUGUACUGGAAGUUAGUAGUUAGUAACGUGGUGUCUAGUUUUGGAAGAUGGUGGAUACUGUGAAAGAAGAAGCUGUUGCCCUCUUCAAAGAGACUUAUGGCAGCGAGCCAACUCAUGGUGCUUUCGCUCCUGGCCGAGUCAAUUUGAUUGGCGAGCAUACUGAUUACAAUGAUGGUUUUGUAUUUCCAAUGGCUUUGCACGACAAAGUGUGUGUGUUGGUUGGCCGCAAAACUGACUCUGACAGGUGUCGCGUAGUUACAUCAGCCGCAGUUGAUGGAGAAUGCCGUUAUGAGUUCCCCACACCAAGCCCUACCAACCCUUUGACACCUGCUGUGGAGGCCAAGUGGUACAGCUACUUCCUUGGUGUUGUGGCAGGAUUUGACCAGAACCGUGGAAAUAUUCCUGCAUUUGAUGUGGCUAUUUCCACAUCAGUUCCAUUGGGUGGUGGAUUGUCAAGCUCAGCGUCGUUGGAGGUAGCCACCUUCACGUUCCUGGAGGAGUUAUGCCCAGACCUGAAGAGUACAGAUCUAACUGCCAAGGCACUGGCUUGUCAGAAAGCGGAGCACGACUAUGCGCAUGUGCCUUGUGGUGUCAUGGACCAGUUCAUUGCAACCAUGGGUCGCCAAGGUAACGCAUUGUUGAUUGAUUGCAGAGCACCACCUACAGGUGAGCUAGUGCCGUUCAAUGAUCCCGACACUGUGAUUGUUGUUACAAACUCUAACAUUAAACAUGCCCUCGGCUCAUCGGAGUAUCCGAAAAGACGUGCAACUUGUGAGCAGGCUGCAAAGGUCCUGGAGAAGCCAGCGCUACGCGACUGUGACUUGCAGUUGCUUGAGUCAUUCAAGAGCCAGCUGUCUGACCUGCAGUAUCGCCGUGCUCGUCACGUCAUCACGGAGUGCAAGAGAACUAUGGAUGCUGUCGCUGCUCUGCGUGCCAAUGACAUGGCCACGUUUGGCCGUCUGAUGUACGAAAGCCACGAGUCAUUGCGAGCUGAUUACGAGGUUAGCUGCGGCGAGCUAGAUCACUUGGUAGCGUUGGCUAAAGAAGUUGAUGGUGUGUAUGGAGCCAGGAUGACCGGCGGUGGCUUUGGUGGUUGUACUGUGACUUUAGUGAGAAAGGAUGGUGUUGAUGCCCUUAUCAAGCACAUCAAGCAGGGCUACCCAGAGAAUCGUGCCACAUGCUUUGUUACCACUGCCGGUGCGGGAACUGCCGCCAUCUCCUUGUGAACCCGUUGUACCGCCAUGGCAAUCUAUCACCAUGGUAGUUAACAAUGCUACCUAAACACAUUGCUGCGCAAUUGCCACCAUUGGCAAUGGUAUUUUUAUUCAGUCAUUUGUACACCAGCUUUCUGUUUGUAGGCCAUUCCCGAUUUCCUUUAGAGACUUUUCCAGCACUUUUUUGCCAAUGCCUGAAUCUCUGCUCUGUGUCACAUGCUUUUUUGCUGAUAUUUUCACCAUGUACCAGCAUGGUAUAUCUGAUGAUGUCAUCACUGUCACAUGACCCCAAUGUGGUUAUGAUGUUGUUUAUAUAGCUGCACCAGUAUGGCACUACAUGUAGCAGUGACCUCAACAUUACUAGUAGUGUGCGUGCAUGCAUGUGUGCGUUCUGAGCAGAUCGCAGCACAAACCCAAUCCCGCUGCUCGUUGUGCUUGGUGUAAAGGCAAUUACAAACUUGUCUAGCUCGCACUGUGCUCACACCCGGUCCAAUGGAGGAUGCUUCUUUUCUCAGCAUCAUGACUUUGUUUUGUUGUUUCUAUUUUUGUUCUAUUCCCUGUAUAUCCGGGUAGCUAGAUGCACCUGGUCGUAUACUUGUCUGUGCAGUACAGAUACGUCAUAAUAAUAAUACUUAGUACUAUA
Messenger RNA from Sycon ciliatum, 1935 nucleotides. Its product is annotated as galactokinase-like. The record is from RefSeq and is a predicted model, not a curated record. Gene Ontology annotation, cellular component: cytoplasm; cytosol. The transcript has 2 exons. Lineage: Eukaryota; Metazoa; Porifera; Calcarea; Leucosolenida; Sycettidae. Gene Ontology annotation, molecular function: ATP binding; galactokinase activity. Gene Ontology annotation, biological process: galactose metabolic process; carbohydrate phosphorylation. The coding region runs from base 126 to 1304 and encodes 392 amino acids.